This is a messenger RNA of Athene cunicularia (burrowing owl), 1204 nucleotides long. RefSeq names its product biphenyl hydrolase like (gene BPHL). The record is from RefSeq and is a predicted model, not a curated record. The transcript has 6 exons. NCBI's taxonomy places the organism in Eukaryota, Metazoa, Chordata, Aves, Strigiformes, Strigidae. The coding region runs from base 45 to 869 and encodes 274 amino acids.
UCAUUAAUAUCUUCAUCCUAUCUUCCUUGAAUGACCAUGUAGUUAUGAGAAUUAACUGUCUGAAUGUUUUCCUUUUUCUUUCCCCUUUCCCCAUCCCUAGUACUUCAAUAACAUCUGCCAAAAUCCACGUGAAUGGAGUCCACCUGCAUUAUCAGCAGACAGGAGAAGGAAGCCAUGCAGUCCUCCUGCUUCCCGGAAUGCUAGGGAGUGGUCAAACUGAUUUUGGACCACAGCUUAAGUCUAUGAAUAAGCAACUUUUCACAAUUGUUGCUUGGGAUCCUCGGGGAUAUGGACAGUCCAUUCCUCCAUCACGAGACUUUCCUCCAGAUUUCUUUGAGAGGGAUGCAAAAGAUGCUGUGGAUCUUAUGCAGGCACUGAAAUUUAAGAAGUUCUCUUUGCUGGGGUGGAGUGAUGGUGGAAUUACAGCACUCAUUGCAGCCGCAAAGUAUCCAACUCUUAUCCACAAGUUGGUUGUCUGGGGAGCAAACACCAGCGUUACUCAAGAGGAUGUGAGAAUUUAUAAUGGCAUCCGAGAUGUUUCAAAAUGGAGUGAAAAGGUCAAGAAACCACUGGAAGAUAUGUAUGGACAUAAGUACUUUGCAAGAACCUGUGAGGCUUGGGUAGAUGGAAUAUCUCGCUUUGCUGAAAAAUCAGGUGGUAAUAUCUGCCAAGAGUUGCUGCCAGAUAUUAAAUGUCCCACUUUUAUAAUUCAUGGUGAAAAAGACCCUUUGGUUCCACAAGCUCAUGCAGAAUACAUUCAUAAGCACAUCAAGGACUCUCGGUUGCUUCUGAUGCCAGAAGGAAAGCAUAAUCUACACCUGCGUUUUGCAGAUGACUUCAACAGACAAGUGGAAGAUUUCCUACGCUAACUGAAACUGUAAAACACGUUAGAGGCGUUUGUCUUUAACUUGUUUAGGAAUUUCUAGUUGGCUUUCCAUUUUCAUUCAAGUUACAGAUAGGUUUGAAUCCUGUAAGAAAAAACAGGAAAGAUACUGGCAUGAGAACCAUACAUUUUGAGAACAUAAGCCUCAGUGAAGCAGAGCACACCACUGUCCUGCAAGGUUUCUUUUAAGUUACUUCUUGCCACAUAGACCAAAUUAGCUGUUCUGUGUCCAAUAAAGGUGUUAAAAAAAGACAGAAAACAUGAUCUAGAAUACAUGCCUUUAUGUGCUCUUAACAUUGAAGGUCAAAAACAUUGUAAUAA